Hyphopichia burtonii NRRL Y-1933 is the source of this 1776-nucleotide messenger RNA. It is a transcript of the gene NDT80, whose product is annotated as transcription factor. The transcript has a single exon. Gene Ontology annotation, molecular function: DNA binding; DNA-binding transcription factor activity. The record is from RefSeq and is a predicted model, not a curated record. NCBI's taxonomy places the organism in Eukaryota, Fungi, Ascomycota, Pichiomycetes, Serinales, Debaryomycetaceae. Gene Ontology annotation, cellular component: nuclear chromosome. Bases 1 to 1776 code for a protein of 591 amino acids. Gene Ontology annotation, biological process: positive regulation of transcription by RNA polymerase II; meiotic cell cycle.
AUGAUGACUAUUCCAAAUGAUGAUCAUUCUAUUUCAGCAGAUGAUGCUGCUGCUGCUGUUGCUGCCGCCAACUCUGCAGUAGGUGUUGGACAUUUACCGCAAAUCAAAGAUGAAGAUGCUCUUCAUCAUCAAUACGUUCAACACCAUACAAAUCAUUAUAUGCCACCCCCACCUCCAGGAGUAGGUGUUGUUGGGAUUAACGGGAUUAAUGGAGUCACGGGAGUUAAUGGGGUUGGUGUAGUUGGAGUUCAUCAUCCUCAAAGUACUCAUCAAUUUCCUCAUACCGGUCAUCUUCAUAGUCCUUUACCUCAUCAACAUCAUCCUCAACAACAACAUCAUCAACUGCAUCAUCUACCAACCCACCCUCAACAACAGCCCCAAUUAACUCAUCAUUCUGCUCCUCCUGGGCCUUCCCAUGAUCCUGAAGACCAAUUAAACGCUCAGUUAAGUCAUCAAUUAAGUCAACACGCUGCCGCUGCCGCUGCAGCAGCAGCUGCCGCCGGGGUUACUCCAACUCAUCAAUUACAAACUCACCAAUUACCAACCCAUCAAGUUUCAUCAGCCCCUCCAAUUCCUCAACAACAACAACAGCAACAACAUCCUCAUCACUUCAUUCCUCAUCAACCUUUACCAACUCAUCCAAAUUCAGUUUAUACUCAACAUCACCAAUUACAUUCUCAACAACCAACUCCUCAACAAUUACAUUCUCAACAACACACUCCUCAACAUACUCCUCAACCUUUGUCUACUAAUCAAUUACCUACCCAUCACCAAUUAUCAGUUAAUCCUCAUCAUCAACAAUUACAUCAUCCUCAAUUAAAUCAAGCAGCUCAACACCAUCUUGAUAUGUUAACUCAAUCAGGUACCCCUACUAAUGGUACUAAUACUCCAAAUGAAGAUGAGUUAUUAGAUAAUACCGCUAGAAAAGUUGCCCCAAGAUCAAGUGAUUUAUUUAGAGUUGGUCCUCAAUUUAGUGAAACUAGAAACCAUCAAGAAAUUUAUUGUAGAGGUACUGAUUUAGAAGUGAUUCCAAACUUAGAAGCAAGAAUUGAUCGUGGAUUUGAAGUUGGUGAAAAUGGUACUUGGAUCGGUUAUAAAAGAAAUUAUUUUACUUUGGUUAGUUCUUUUAAUUUUGAACAUUUUAAUUUUGAUCGUUUUUUACAAAAUAAAUAUUAUACUUAUGAAAAACUGAAAACUGAACAUGGUGUUGAUGUUGAAAGAAGAGUUGAUAUUAAUUAUUUCGCAAUAAGAUUAACUCCAAAGUGUUCUGAUGAUGAUGUUUCUAUUAGCUUAGUUCAACAUACUGCUAAAAGAGAUAAAGGUCCUCAAUUUCCUCCUCCAAUUUAUCCUGCUGUUCCUGGCUUAUUACCUGAACAUGAAGUUGUUAAAGCAAGUUGUAAUAAAAGAAAUGGUCAAAAAAUUGAAAAUAUGAAUAAAGUUUUCUACUUUGAUCGUCAAAAUUUUUAUCAAAAUAAUAAUUUAGAUGAAUUUAGAGAUGAUUCAAUAUUAAGAAAUUAUCCUUCUGAUUCAAUUUCAAAAGUUGCUAGAUUUGAAAGAAUUCAAUUCACUAGUUCAAUUAGAGUUAAAGCUAGCUCAAUGAAUUCAAGAUAUUUCACUUUAGAAGUUGGUUUGUUAGGUAUUGUUCAAGAUGAAAAUAAUCAAAUUCAACCAAUCUUAUUAAGUUCCAUCGAAACCCCUCCUUUAAUCAUUAGAGGUAGAUCUCCUUCCAAUUACCAUAAAGAUAGAACCUCUGGUUAUAGAACUCAAGGUCAAUAA